Antechinus flavipes (yellow-footed antechinus) is the source of this 4055-nucleotide messenger RNA. RefSeq names its product bisphosphoglycerate mutase (gene BPGM). Gene Ontology annotation, molecular function: intramolecular phosphotransferase activity. NCBI's taxonomy places the organism in Eukaryota, Metazoa, Chordata, Mammalia, Dasyuromorphia, Dasyuridae. Gene Ontology annotation, biological process: glycolytic process. Bases 181 to 960 code for a protein of 259 amino acids. The record is from RefSeq and is a predicted model, not a curated record. The transcript is spliced from 3 exons.
CUUACCCUCCCGCCCCUGGCUACUUCUAUAUGAGCUUGUUUGAGCCUGGUAGAGCUAUGAGGAGUCGAGGUUGUCGCCGGCUGCUCGGAGGAGAGGUAGAGCUUAGUGGUCUUCGGUCAGAUGUAUUGCCAUCCUUAAACGUGGGUCCUUUCAAGAGCUUUAGGGAAGCUCACUAUCACGAUGGCCAAGUAUAAACUUGUCUUGUUAAGGCAUGGAGAAGGAGCUUGGAAUAAGGAGAAUCGUUUUUGCAGCUGGGUGGAUCAGAAACUUAACAGCGAUGGAGUUCAGGAAGCUCGAAACUGCGGCAAGCAGCUCAAAGCCCUGCACUUUGAGUUUGAUCUUGUCUUUACCUCUGUCCUUAAUCGGUCCAUCCAUACUGCUUGGCUGAUAUUGGAAGAGUUGGGUCAGGAAUGGGUCCCACUGGAGAGCUCUUGGCGACUAAAUGAAAGGCACUACGGGGCCCUCAUAGGUCUUAACAGAGAGAAAAUGGCACUAAAUCAUGGUGAAGAACAAGUGAGAAUCUGGAGAAGAAGCUAUAAUGUAACUCCGCCUCCCAUUGAUGAAUCCCAUCCUUAUUACCAUGAAAUCUACAAUGAUCGGAGAUAUAAGGUUUGUGACGUGCCUGUGGAUCAGCUGCCCCGAUCCGAAAGCCUAAAGGAAGUGUUGGACAGGCUUCUUCCCUAUUGGACUGAAAGGAUUGCCCCGGAACUGAGAAGUGGAAAAACUGUUCUCAUCUCGGCUCAUGGCAACAGUAGUAGAGCCCUCCUGAAACAUCUGGAAGGUAUCUCGGACGAUGAUAUUAUCAAUAUCACUCUCCCUACUGGUGUCCCCAUACUCCUGGAAUUGGACGAGAACCUCCGUGCUAUUGGCCCUCAUCAGUUCCUGGGUGAUCAAGAAGCUAUCCAAGCAGCUAUCAAGAAGGUGGAUGAUCAAGGAAAAGUGAAGAAAGCCGGAAAAUAAAGUUCUUGUUCUAGGCUGUCCGCUGACUGUGUAUAGGAACCAUGGCGAUGUUAUGUAGUAUGUUGUGGAUACUAAUCUGUAUUCUUUUUGUGUAUAAAGUUGAAUGAAACCAAAAGUUAGCAUUGAGCGGCAGGCUGUGAGGUGCAGUGUUUGUUGGGUGUCUUAACCUUUCGGCCCAGAUGUGUGUCCACAUCUGGUAUGGAUUCGGUCUCCCCAUGUGAUGCCAUUAGAUGCCAUGUGAUGAUCCUAAUACAAAUUGGCUAAUGGAUAAGACCUUGAACAUUAACAAAGACCUGGGAUGGGGGAGUGAUGGGGGUGAUUUCUAAGUGAGAUUGAGAGGUUCUUAUAUGGUUUCUUACAGAAACUUUGUACCCCAUUUCAUUCACUUGUGACAUAAUUCACUUUCCCAUGCACUAAGCUCUGUCUGAGAUUGUACUCUGGGAUGUUAGAUAAUGCAUUGUAUCUAAGAAUUAUUUAUUAUUAGAGUCUAUUCCUCUUGUCCAUAAAGGAAUGAGUGCUUUGAUUUAUUUAAGACCAAUGGCUCAUUGACAAGGAAAAGUCUUUUUUUUUUCCCCCUCAUAAAACUGUGCCCUCUAGUUUUAGUAUUUAGUCCCAAAGUUUCUUUUCUUUGGUAUUUGGUCAAAUUCCCUUUGGUUACUGGAGUCUUCAGAGCAUAAAUAACUAGAAUAUUUCAUGCUCUGAUUAUUUUUCCCUUUCUUCUCUGGAUUCCUGGGAUCUAGAAGAUUGGAAUCAAAAUUUUUGUCAUCAGAUAGCUUAAGUGGAGAAUUCACAUGGCAUAAAGACUUUCCCCCUCAUUGGUAGCACCCAAAGUGUAACAUUCAACUAAAAGCAGUUAUUUGUGCCUUUUUGUGACCUACUUCAUUAAAUUUAACACCCUUCUUAUAACACUGGGUUUAUUUCAGUGUCUGGGCACUCUUGAUUUUUUUCUAUUUAACAAGCUAAAUUUUAAAGUGUGUGAAGGCAAUAUGGUGAAUAUGUUUGCAGUCAAGGAAAAAAAUAAUCAGUUGUGUCUGUUAUGUAACACCAGCAUAAACUAAGAACUAAUUUAUUAUAGCACGUAGUCUGGUGCAAGGAGUAGAGGGUUUCCUUUUUCUGUUUCUUUUUAUUUAAUCCUUAUCUGCAUUUGUAAGGUCCUCAGACAAAAUGUUAUUCUUAGCCAGUUUUCUGAAUUUUGUACACUAAGGCAAUUUUAUACACUAGUUACUGGAUACUAUUUGAAAGUUAUUUUUUAAUAGUGAGUUCACCCUUGACCCUAUAAAGUCAACCUUUGAAAUCCAAGGAUCUCACAGUAGCUGUUACCAGGAUAGAUAAUUUGCUCAAUAAAGACUCAUGUCUUUAUAAAGCUGUGAACCUUCUAUAUGGGACUUUUGAAGAUGAGCAUUAUCUUAGGGCUUUGUUAUUGUUGUUGAUGUUUUGGAGGUCUACCAGUUCAAGUCACUUUGUAUAUUCUCAGAGGCAGUAUUCCAUUAUAAAAAAAACUAUACUGAGGUAAAAUCUGUGCAUAAAUUUGGUGAAGAUUUUAAUAAGUCAUAGGGGCAGCUAGGUAACGAAAAGGAUAGAGCACCUGUCCCUGUGUCAGAGUUCAAAUCCAGCUUUAGAUGUUUAGAUUUAAUCCCAAUUGCUUAGGAAGGAAGAAAGGAAACAACAUUUAAUAAGUUACAACAACUUUGACAGAAACCUAUGUAUUUAAUUAACAAUAGUUCUGUAGUGAUGGUAUGUUUUUAAGAGUGAUUUUCCAGAGGCAUAAAAUUGACCAUCCUGACAGACUAGAAAUGUAUGUUUUUUAUGUCUUUGGAAGCCUGGAUUUUACCUGCAGAAAAAAAAGAUUCCCUCUUUUCUCUGAGAGGCUUGCGUGAUUUUGUAAACAUUGAGUUUGCCAAGGGUUCUCAGCAGGAUCAGCACCCAUUCCUGUACUUCUAAAGGUCAUAUGAAGGUAAUUUCCUAUAAGUGAAUGAACUCACACUUCUCAACUUUUUUGUGUAUGUAUGUGUGUGCAAAAUAUAUACCUAUCAAUUUUUAAUAUUAGGUCUGGCCACUUAUUACAAGGAGUUCAUUCACAAUAGUAGGGGGAGUUUUUCUCUUGUUUUUCUUUCCCACAUCUUCCUUUGGGUCUUAAAAAUCCCUUCAUUUAGCUUGAGCAUAAGGGAUGUCUUUUGAAUCUUUUACUUACCCAAGUAGCUAUGUGACUCUAGGCACUUAACCCUAAUUGCCUCACACACACACCCCAAAUUAGUAAUAACUUGCCCAAGUAGUGGGUUCCUAAAUGAAACAUGAACCCUGAGAAAAUAAAUGAGAGGGGAACCCAGAUGAAUUCCCUCCCUUUUAAACAAACAACAAAACCACAACUUUUCUUUAUCCUUUUGAGGGAAAAGAAACUUUUAUAGAACAAAGAAUUUGUCUCAUUUUCUAAGGAAUAGUUUUCAGUCUUUGCUCUGUUUUGUCUUGCCAGAAGGUCAUGCCAAUUUUGGGGAAAUCAGCAUACCAAAAAAUUCUACAUAUUGGACAAUGUGUACUAGUUUUAUUUAAAAAAAAAAAAAAAAAAGGCCUGUAUGAUUGCAGGAAUCAAAUUGGAAGGAAAGAACAAAAUCCUUUAUUUAGGUCCCAUGGCUAAAGUGAGGCUUGGAGAAAUCGGGAAUUAACUUUUCCUUGUCCCUCAAUCUCCUUUAGUUGUAUCUUUCUACUCUCUUUAAUGUCUUUCAUAAUUUGACAGAGAGGGACAGUUGAGAAAUGGGAUAAGAAGGGAAGAUAGGGAAGCUUUUGGAUGUCCAGUCAAUCAUGGAAGCUUUUUGAACACCUUGCUGGGCUUACAAGGAUUUAUUCUAAUUAUUCUUUUUAUAACACGCACCUGAGAAAUGAAAAAUUUUGUGGAUUGAAGUGGAAUGAUCAUUUUCUCUCUUCUGGUUUUUUUUUUUUUUUCUUUUCUCCCCCUCUACUCCACAAGCUUCCUCAGUUUACUCCAGAGGAGUUAAUAAAGUACCUUAGUCCUUCUUGUGAGCUAUGAGGGUGGGGAUGGUUGUGUUCAGUGUUAUGUUUGAUAAUGUUACUUUUGCGUAUCAUUAAAAGCAUUCAUUUUC